Messenger RNA from Priapulus caudatus, 1712 nucleotides. Its product is annotated as battenin-like. The record is from RefSeq and is a predicted model, not a curated record. Gene Ontology annotation, biological process: lysosome organization; regulation of intracellular pH. Gene Ontology annotation, cellular component: membrane; lysosome. NCBI's taxonomy places the organism in Eukaryota, Metazoa, Priapulida, Priapulimorpha, Priapulimorphida, Priapulidae. The transcript has 12 exons. Bases 50 to 1270 code for a protein of 406 amino acids.
UUAUGAUUUUAGGCUACUGGGUCUGUGCAACAACUUCGGAUUUGUCAUCAUGUUAAGUGCUGCUUAUGACAUACUAGCCGAGCAGGAAAGUCCAGAGCCUCAGCCGAUGCAGAAUGUAACAACCUCGGUGCCAGAUACUACCACCGUACUGCCACCUCACACAAGGAAAUGCAACCAGCUAUCAACAGGGGCAAUCUUGCUUGCUGACAUCUUGCCUUCCCUCAUUGUGAAGAUGACGGCUGCAUUAUGGGUGCACCGAGUUACACACAGGAUUAGAGUACCCAUAGCCAUAUUAUUCGCCACUGCCAGCUUCAUAAUAGUUGCCUGUUCAGUAGGGAUCUGGAUGAGUUUAUUAGGUGUGGCCUGUGCAAGCUUUAGCUCUGGUCUGGGAGAGCUCACAUUUCUUGGACUCACUGCUUUCUACCACAAAAACACGGUGUCGUCGUGGUCGUCGGGCACCGGUGGAGCGGGGCUGUUCGGUGCUCUCUCCUACGCCGGUCUCACAGCUACCGGAUUGUCGCCACAACACAGCAUCCUCGUUAUGCUGGUUGUGCCGGCAGUGAUGACUCUCAGUUACUACGUGAUACUCGAUCAUGUGACGUCUCCCCCGUCGCCAUGCUGCGUUAAGGCAGGUGAUACGACUCCGUUGAUAGAACAGCCGCCCAAUACCUCGCCAGAAGAUGAUGAGGAUUGUGUGGCAGAGCAUGAAGAGGGUGCAGUACAGGCUGGAAAAGUCCAUGUUAAGCUGAUGUGUCUACAAGAAAGAUUAAAGCUCAUACUACCACUGCUCAAGUAUAUGGUGCCAUUGUUUGGAGUCUACGUUGCUGAAUACUACAUCAAUCAAGCUCUGUUCGAACUAAUUUACUUUGAGCACAUCUGGCUAACAUUAGCGGAACAAUACCGAUGGUAUCAGGUGGACUAUCAGAUGGGUGUCUUCAUUUCUCGAUCCUCCGUUAAUGUCUACCACACGAAGAGAAUCUGGGUUUUUCCGUUGCUGCAGGUGGCAAAUGCUGUAUUUUUCACAGUGGAAGCGUACUUCCUCUUUGUUCCACACAUCUCAAUCAUUCUGAUCGUCGUCCUCUUUGAGGGAUUAAUGGGUGGCGGCGCCUAUGUCAACUGUUUCUAUGCCAUCAGAGAAGAGGUGGCGCCAGAGGUUAGGGAAUUUAGUCUCGCAGUGGCCAGUGUAUCAGACUCUACUGGAACGUGCCUUGCUGGAUUCCUGUCCAUCCCCGUGCACAACUACAUCUGUAGUCUACCGAUACCAGGUUGAGAAGUCAGUAUUCAUGAUUCUUUUAAUAUAUAUAUAUAUAAUGUAUAUUCUGGAACAAGAAAAUCGAUCAUCGAUGUUGUAAAGACAAUUCUAAAAAUGCUGCUAAAUAAUUAAGUGCCAUAAAAUUAAUAAUUUUCAUGCACGUGUGAAAAAUGUGUCUGAAACUGGUCUAGCUUGACCAAUAAUGUCUAACUGGGUGGCAUCUCCAUUGAUCAGAUUGCAAGGCUACAUUGAAGGUAUGGUCUUGUUGGGUGCUGUCUUGUUGAAUAUCAUGUAAAUUCGUGUUAACAAUCAUCUUACACCACCAUUUAUAAAUGAGGGUGAUCUGUUCUAUCAUGAACACAUCUAUAUAACUGUAUAGACCUGUACUUACGCUCAUAGGGUCUAUGCACCCCAGGGUACUGCCAGAACGUAGCCUGGGUACGGUCAGGUAUACUGGAAC